This is a messenger RNA of Heteronotia binoei (common prickly gecko), 3432 nucleotides long. It is a transcript of the gene SPART, whose product is annotated as spartin. Lineage: Eukaryota; Metazoa; Chordata; Lepidosauria; Squamata; Gekkonidae. Bases 529 to 2406 code for a protein of 625 amino acids. Gene Ontology annotation, biological process: cell division; negative regulation of BMP signaling pathway. Gene Ontology annotation, cellular component: plasma membrane. The record is from RefSeq and is a predicted model, not a curated record. The transcript is spliced from 9 exons.
GCCGAGAGAUUGGAGCGCCCCCUGGCGACAGAACCGGCCCAGGAAAGCCCAGAAGCUUCCAGUGGGAAGAAGCGACACAGCGAGAGGCGGGCGGCUGCCACGUCAUGUGACGUAGCGUGGGCCUCAGCAACAACUGCAGGACCAGCGGCGGUGGUGGCAGCAGCAGCCGCAGCAGCCGGGGGGUCUUGGCUCCGCUUCGCAGAGGUUGCGAGGUCUGUGGUGUUUGGUUUCUGUGAGUGAAGCAGGUCGGGAGGAAGAGGAAGGCGAACUUCUAGAAAGAGGGUCGGGGGCCUCCAGCAGUCUGGGAAACUUCUUUGUGGCCUUUCCGCACUUUUAAUCUUCCCCGUCCCCUGGGAGAAUCUGAAAAUGCACUCUGUGUACGCUCAGAAGCACCUUCUUCGCCGCCACUACGGGUGGUGAAGCGAUGUUAAAAGCAGCUUCAGGGGUUGGUGAAACCAGGCUUCAGUUCAGCGACAUACUGGGAAUGUUUCUCUUCGUUACACUCAUGCUGUGUUCCAGUUUGCAGUAAUGGAACAAGAACAGGAUCCAGCUAUGCAAGAAAAUGCCAACAUCAAGGCAAUCAGAGAAGAAUACAGGAAGGCUUUUGUGUUUGUUAAUAAAGGCCUGAACACAGAUGAGUUGGGAAAGAAGGAAGAAGCAAGGAAUUAUUACAAGCAGGGGAUUGACCACUUGGUUAAGGGAGUCAAUAUUCCUUCCCAGGGUCCAGCAUGCACAGGACCCCUGUGGGAUGAUGUCAGGCAGAUGCAGCAGAAAAUGAGAGAAACCCUACAAAAUGUUCGUGCUCGACUGAGUGUGCUAGAUGAGAAUGCACAGCCCAAUCCCAUGGCAGUGAGUGCCUCUGCAGAAGUACCUAGAUUAUAUCCAUCAGUCCCUGCUAAAGAAAAGCCCACAAGGCCUCCUGUACCUAAUUCAUUGAAAUCGCCAUCGUCGCCACCUGCGGAAGGGGCAAAUGUUGAAUCUACAGGCCCAGACCAAGUUGCUGGGAAGAGUCCUUCCUCUUCAAUGGCUCUGCCCCUUGAAGCACCCCCUGCUUAUACCCCUGAGGCCACUGAUGGACACUAUACCGUGUCCUAUGGAACAGAAUAUGGGGAGUUCCCAUCUGUGGGAGACAACUUCUACAACAAGAACAUGCAGCCGCCUCCUGUUCAGAAUUUUGGAGUGGAUGCAGAUGAGCUGAUCCUUAUUCCACAUGGGGUGCAGAUAUUCUAUGUGACACCUGAUGGGCAAGUUAGCGCUCCUUCAUAUCCAGGAUACCUUCGGAUUGUGAAGUUCUUGGACUGUGAGGAAGCACGGGCCCAGAGUCAUCCCCCUGCUUUUCUUCAGGUUUGUGACUGGAUAUAUCCUCUGAUGUGCUCUCAUUCGCCUGUUCUCUCCUGCAGCAGUGGAGUGUACAUGUUCCCUGACGUGAUGUCACAGGUGCCAGGAUCCUACGUGGGAGUAGUGUUAUCUUCAGAGCUCCCAGCUGCUGUCAGAGAACUGUUUGAAGAUCUGCUGAAGCAAAUGUCUGACCUUAGAGUGCAGGUUCCAGCAUCCCAUGAGGGAAUAGGUUUACCAUCAUGCACAGGAUUUUACAAAGAGCUUUUUGAGGAUCUGUUAAAACAGAGAUCUGAUCUCAGAGUCCAGCCAGCUGAGGCUUCAAGUGAUGUGAUCAACCUCCGCCAGACUGUGCAUAUUCAACCAGCACCUGAAGAGGAGGGAGCAAGAGCAAUACCUGAAUGGAGUGAGAAAGUUGCCCAUGGAAUCUUAACAGGAGCCUCUUGGGUGAGCUGGGGUCUGGUCAAAGGAGCCGAAUAUACUGGAAAAGCAAUCCACGCAGGAGCUUCUAAACUGCGAGAACACAUUCAGCCGGAGGAAAAACCUGUGCAAGUCAACCCAACUGUAUCAAAGGGGCUCCAAGUAGCAAAGCAUGCUACAGGAGGGGCAGUAAAAGUCAGCCAGUUCUUAGUUGAAAGUGUGUGUUCUAUUGCGAGUUGUGUUGGAAGAGAGUUAGCCCCUCAUGUCAAGAAGCAUGGAAGCAAACUGGUUCCAGAUGCCCUUAAGAAAGACAAAGAUGGGAAAUCUACUUUGGAUGGAGCUCUAGUAGUAGCUGCAAGCGGAGUUCAAGGGUUUUCCACAAUCUGGCUUGGUUUGGAAGGUGCUGCAAAGUGCAUCGCUAAAAGUGUGUCUCAAGAGACGGUUCAGACUGUCAAGCACAAGUAUGGGGAUGAUGCUGGCCGUGCAACAGACAAUGCAAUGAAUUCUGCCAUCAAUGUGGGUGUGACGGCUUUUAAUAUCGACAAUAUUGGUAUCAAAGCCAUAGUGAAGAAAACUGCAAAGGAGACUGGCCAUGCAGUACUGGAUGAAUACAAAAUUAUAGAAAAGGGGAAGAAAAAAGAUGGACAGUGAUGACUGCUUUGGAUGAAUUUCCUGAAGCCUUAAAAGUGGUGUAAUUUAUUUAAAAAGAAAUGAACUAUUAACAGAUAUUCCUCUUUAUUUUUCUAACUCUAAUACUUCUCUGGAUUAAUUCUCAAAACUUUUUUUUUAAGGAAUCUCUUCUGGAAUGAAUAUUUCAGGUACCAUCUCAGUAUUCCUGUAAGAAAUGGAAAUACAUUGGCAUUGUCACUAAAUUUCCAUAAGAGGAAGGCUCUCAAACUUUUUUCAAUAGUAUUAGAGUUUAGACCUGUGUAUAGUGAAACUAUUUUUAUAACCUUAUUUAUAGGUAAAAAAUAUCAGGAAUAAUUAAUAGCAUAAAUGGUUGUUGAGAUAAAGUCUGAUCAAACUGUAUGCACUACUUCUGGUUUACACAAACCCCACUAGCUAAACUAAUAAGCUCCUUUGGAAAUAGUAUAGUCUUUUCAAAUAUAGUUUCUGUUAAAUUCAUAUUUAGUUCUCUUCACUUGCAACAAACCAAAGAUUUAAGUAUUGCUAUUUCUCCAGUUAGAGUUACACAAAGUUAACCAAACUGCAAAAUCCUGAACUUCUCUGGAGUUGACAGUUCUCUCCUGUUUUGAUGGGCAAACCUAAUCCACUUGUAAAUUGGCCUUAUCCAGCCUGAUUGUGGAAGAGGGUUUUUUGGCUUUAAUGAUGCUAAAGCUGCACUAGAGAGAACGGUAUGCUCAGCAGAAAAGCUUUAAUCUCUAUGCUGCAGGUUUGAUCUAGGUCACUUAAUCUUAGUUGAGAGGCCUCUCUAACACAAGUGGAAAUUACUGUUCUGUGUCUGGUGUGUGGUACAUUGCAUACAGUUAAAUAUUUAGUGUGUUCUACAGCUAAUAUAAAAAAAUCAGUUGUUGUUAAUAUGGGAUUCAAUAAACCUUGCUGUAGUUUGAUGUGGGUUCAUUUAGAGCUUUCACCGAUGCCAAAUGUUGGGGUAUUGUUUGGAACUGAUUGAGCUUUCUUAUAUGAAUAUAAGACUACAAAUAAACUUAAAAUUAA